This is a messenger RNA of Aspergillus caelatus, 1694 nucleotides long. Its product is annotated as putative chitin biosynthesis protein (Chs5). Gene Ontology annotation, molecular function: protein dimerization activity. The record is from RefSeq and is a predicted model, not a curated record. NCBI's taxonomy places the organism in Eukaryota, Fungi, Ascomycota, Eurotiomycetes, Eurotiales, Aspergillaceae. Gene Ontology annotation, biological process: conjugation with cellular fusion; Golgi to plasma membrane transport. Gene Ontology annotation, cellular component: exomer complex; trans-Golgi network. The transcript has 2 exons. The coding region runs from base 161 to 1435 and encodes 424 amino acids.
CUCGGGGCCUGGAAGCAAGAAGACAACAACGGACUAGAGCAGUUGUAGCACUACGUACCCUCCCAAGAUAUCAAUCAACCAACCUUUUCGCGUUGUCAAACCUUACCUUUCUUUUAUGCGCCAUCAAUAAUCGAUUAACUCCUUUUUCUUAUCCUCCAACAUGCUGGUCUCCUUGACAGUUGGCAAGGUAGACGCUGGAGUCGCCGUCCUCUUGACACAGGAUAACCGACUGAUCGAGUUUCCCUCCGUUCUCCUCCCUAACAACAUCACAUCCGGCAGCAUCGUCGACAUUACCGUAGCGCGCAAUCACUCCGCCGAAGAAGCCAGUGCCACCGGAUUCCAAAGUCUCCAGAAACGCAUCCUCAACACUUACGGUGUCAAAACUCCUGCCCCGCCGGUCCUGCGACUCCGCAACGCAACCCAGACUUCGCUAGUACUGGAGUGGGAUCCGAUCGACCUGGCCACAGCAUCUCUGAAAUCCCUCUCACUCUAUCGCAAUGGCUCCAAAGCCGGAUCCAUCCCGCGACCCCUCGAGACACGCUCCACCAAGAUCAGCGGACUGGCAAUCCACACCGAGUACACCUUCCACUUAGUCCUGCGCACAACCGCUGGCACAUAUCAGUCGGAGAAGCUGACAUGUCGGACGCACAAGAUGACCGAUCUAUCCGGUAUCACGGUCACGGCGGGCGUUCUCCCGGAACAGCAGAAGGAGGCACUUGGUGCUGCGCUGGAUCGCGUCGGUGGCAAGCUGAUUGAUACGGUCCGCAUUGAUACGACUCACUUCGUGUGCACGGAGGGAAGAGGCCCGCUGUGGGAGAAGGCGGUUGAGAUGAAUAUUCCCGUCGUGACGCCGGAAUGGGUGGAUGCCUGUGAGGCUGAGGGCACUAUCGUGAGUGUCCGUGGCUACUAUCUGAAUGCCGACCCCAAGGCCAGACAGCUGGGUCCUAUUCAUGCGUCAACGCAACAUCAGCGUACCAUGUCUACCAUGACUGCCAACACACAGAAUCAUAUCCAAUCCCAGUCUCAGUCGAGACUGAGCCUCCAGCCUCAGCCGAUGCGAGAGAGACAGGAGUCUGUCGCUGAGCCGCCAAUUACUCCGUUCCCCGGGGCCGGCAUGAGCGGUCAACCGAAGGCUGAGGACUCGGAAGGACCUUCGGAUGAUGAAGAUGAACAACCUCCUCCGCCUCCUCCCAAGGAUGAGAGCGACGCUGCAGAGUCCCCGGAGCCGACUCCUAACGGUCAUGCCGAGCAAAAUGGGGAGGCAGAUGCCGCGGAAACAGCAGGCUCAUCAGAGAAAGAGGACAAAGCUGAUAAUGAGAAGGAAGAAGAUGUACCAGAGAAGGCAGAGGAAACAAAAGAAGAGUCAUCAGGUGAUGAAGUGAAGAAGGGCAAGGGGAAAGAAGGCGAAGGGGAUUUUAAUGAAGUCCCUCUUUAAUGGGUCCAUGUGAGCGUUUUCCUUAUGACUCUUUCCUCUGUUUACUUUUCUUUUUCCUUUUCUUCUUCUUCUUAUCCUGUUUAAGACUUUGAAUUCAUCGAAGCCUGUAAUUGUAUAGCCAGUAUGCUAGUAGAUGAGUCUCUCGCGGCACGACGUUUCCUAAUGUAUGCCUUUCUUAUGCUUUUCAUAUCUUACUCUUUUUGCGCUCUUGUGUCAUGUUUGUAUUAUAGAGGUAGCUUCUAAUGCUGCAUGAUUUAUC